This is a messenger RNA of Coniophora puteana RWD-64-598 SS2, 435 nucleotides long. RefSeq lists its product as uncharacterized. The transcript is spliced from 7 exons. The coding region runs from base 1 to 435 and encodes 144 amino acids. NCBI's taxonomy places the organism in Eukaryota, Fungi, Basidiomycota, Agaricomycetes, Boletales, Coniophoraceae. The record is from RefSeq and is a predicted model, not a curated record.
AUGAUUGAUGGAUCGUCUCUUUUUCUCAGACAAGCCUGCAUUUCAGUGGCACUUUCUACUCUGAUCAUUUAUGAUUAUGCUUUGCGAAUAGAUCGAGAGUUGUAUAUGCCAAUGCUAAGGUCGAACUCAUUUGGGUCGAAAAUUGUGUCCGAUGUGUCUGUAUUGCUGCCCGACAAGCUUCAUCCACAUAGAUGUACGGAGGGUAUCGUGAUAGGAAUCCCAGAGUGCUGGAUCCACCCGCCCACUGCGCCCCUUACCUGGGUGAAUCCCGUCAAUAACGGCGUUUCUUUGGCAUUUGACGCCAUCUUACUUGCAAUGGUCAUGUUUCGAUACUUUUGGCAACUACGGGAAAAGCAAAAGCAGAGCCCAGCGAUAGGGCUAGGCGGAAUCAUGGACCUUCUUGUUCAACACCAUUUGGUGUACUUCGGAUUGUAG